AUUAUUUCCUAAUCUAAACGAGUAAUCCAAAACACAUGUGCAAAGUGUCGCGUCUGUGAUUAGAGCUUAUAGUAACGGUUCUAUGGCGGAGGCGCGGUGCGUGACUCAUCUCGGCUCGUUCAUUGAGCACUGGUCCAUUGAGAGGCGCUCACGCUCAUUACAGCAGACAGCUCCGCCGGCCGGGCCUGCGCACACGCAUACAGCGCUGCGAACCGCGCUACACCAACGCACUACCUACGUUAUGUUGCCUCUCUUCUCCCGAUACAAUAUGGAGAGCUUUUCGAAAUCGUGCAUCUGGCUUGUUGCAGCGGCACUUUUGGCCGCGUGCGGCGUGAGUGCUGGCGUCGGAAGUAAAAGGCCGUUUACGCCUACCGAUUCGAUCUUAGACAUCAUCGAUACGGAGCAAGUCGAAAAGAUGCUCGCGGCGCGACGACGGGCGGAGGAAGCGACGGCGUCACCGACGUCCUACCUGCAGAGAAACGAACUCGGCGAGGGCAGCUCCGAAACCAUGGUCGUCUCCGCACCCGACCAGGAAGACGUCACCGACAUGCCCAAAGGUGCAGCCUUCAGGAACAUCCUCAAGUCCUCGAAGAACGCAUUGAUCGUGACUAAAAAGGAAUACCUUAAAGAAGACUGGUGUAAAACGGAGAAGUUGAUACAGAAAAUCCGCGAACCCGGAUGCUUACAGGCGACAGUGAUAAACAAUUUUUGUUACGGACAGUGCAACUCGUUUUAUAUUCCGAAAGGUCCGCGGCGUCGGGAAGGAAACGACGAACGGCCUCCGCCCGCGUUUAAGUCGUGCUCAUUUUGCAAACCGAAAAAGUUCACCUGGAUUACCGUCACGCUUCGUUGUCCGGGACAGAACCCGCCGUUCAGGCGCAAGCGUUUGCAAAAGAUCAAGCAGUGCAAGUGUCUCCCGGUGGGCGUGAACUGAUGCUAGCUCACGACAGACCCUCCUCACAGAGGCGGAUAAUCCGUCCAGCUCAAUCGGUGGAUCGCAUCCGAAGUAUGUGCUGAGCGCGCAAAGGUUCGAAGCUGAAAAAGGGAAGGAUACAGAAGAAUGCAAACAUAAAGUGUGACGUAAGGCGAUUUGUAAUGACAUUGUUACCUGAUGUUUUGAUUAGUAAUUGUGGCCUGCUUAUCGGGGCGAGUUCGAAGCGAACUGUUGGACAUUUUAUUCGGAUCGCGUGCUCUCAUACGUCAAUAGAGAUGACGUAAUGUGAUGCAGUGUAAUAACUUGUUAUAGAGCUGCUUCUACUGCAAGCUGUGAAGCAAAAGCUUUAAUUGUCUGUAGUGAUAUUGAUUAGUCGGUUGACGUUAGAAAACCAGUGACAGGUGACCUUGCGAUCGUUGAAGGAUAUUGGAUUAUUUAGUACAAACGUUCGUUGGAAAAAUCUGUGCUCGUUGCGUAAUAAUUGACGGAAAAUUAAGUGUUUGCUCCGCAGUUAACGAAGAAUCUACACGUUUUCAAACGCUACAGAAUAAGUGUGAUAUUAGUUGUAGAAUAACAAUCAUAAGUUGAUUGCACUGAACGAACGCAAGUUUACGUUAUUUAUUUUAAUAUAAUUUAAUCAUAAUAUUAUAUAGUAGUAUGUAGAGACCACAAUACGCUUAUUUGAAAUAAUUUAAUGAUAAUAAUUCACCUUAAUACAUGUAGGAGAUACAGAGUAAAUGUAAAUGAGUAAAUUACUUAGUAUGAGUUAACGAUAAUUCAAAUAAUAUGAUCUCUGUUUGCUCUCCAGUCUUCGCAUUUGUGUAUUUAAUAACAAUUAAUGUUAUAUGUUGUGUUGCACGAUGUUUGACAAGUGUAAAACAUAUCUUGUCAGAGAUAUCGUACAAACCUCAUCAAUUACCUAUUGUUACGAGUCUUUCACCUCAAAACGCCUUUUUGAGGUUUUUGAAAUCACUCAAAAUAUAAAUCAUAGGUUUAUGUCUUGAAGAUGGUGCAUAUAAACUAAUUAUUUACCUUAAGCUUCAAAUUGGCAUGUACAUUGUUUUUAACCGACUUCAAAAAAAGGAGGAGGUUUCUCAAUUCGACCGUAUAUAUUUUUUUCCUGUCUGUAAUACCUGACUGCUUGUGCAUUUCUUCAUCUUCAUCUAUUUAUAAAUCUUUACUUAUUUCUGGAUAUAAAUAUUUAUCUGAAUUAGCAAAACUGAGUAGAUCAAUAUCUUCAUCUUAAAAUUCAGGUAAAAAGGUCAGUAUCACAAUGUAAAGAAAAUAUGCUUUUAUUCAUUAACUAUUUAUGUGAACAAUUAUUUAUUACAAUAACGAUACGAAUAACUGCAGUUGUCACUUGUUUUUUAUACCGGUACUAGGUACUUAGUAUGUAUCAGACAUAUUGCACAUAAUUCAAUUAGGUAUUCAUUAUGAGUAUCUGCACGUAUAAGACUUUAGUAUAUUCAUCUUCAUCAUCACUUCAGCCGAUAGACGUCCACUGCAGGAUAUAGGCCUUUUGAAGGGACUUUCAAAUCAUGAUCCUGAGCUGCCAUAUACUGCGACUCGUUUAAUGUCCUCAGUCCCCCUGAUGGGGGUCGACCAACACUGCGCUUUUCGGUGCGUGGUCAUCCUUCUAAUAUCUUGGGAUCCCAAAGUCCAUGGGCUCUUCAAACUAUGAGCGCCAGGUACCUAUUACCUAAGAUUAAAUGUGGCUAAACAAUAUCAUCCAUUACCUUUAGCUUUUCUAAAAACUUCUGUCGAAGCACUAACCUAUGACAAUCCCUAGUAAUUUUUUUUACACAUUCUUGGAAAUGCCUGUAUGUUUGUACGAUGUUUUUCCUGAAAAUUUAUAUGUAUUUUUUUUAAAAAUCCUAAUACAUAUAUGAUAUAACGUUAGAUAAAGUUUGAGUCAAAAAACAAGCAUUAUUAUCUUCGUCAGUUUCUUAUAAUAUUAUUUUUACUUCUUUCUUUAUACUGUCCUCGAUCCACCUAGCGGGGGUCGAUCUAUAAUACAUACAAUAUAAUGCAAUAAUGUGAAUGUACGAGUAGGUUCUCUUGCCAUUAUGUGAACCUUAUAAAAUGUACAAGGAAAUGUUAUGUUUUACUUAACAAAAUGCAUAAUAUAAUAAUGCCCAUGUUUGAUACUGUAAUAAAUGUUUUACCACACACGCCUGUUAAUUAAACAUGUAGGUGUUUAUGUAAUGUUGAUAUUAAAUUACAUAAUUUGAUCAUUA
This is a messenger RNA of Bicyclus anynana (squinting bush brown), 3171 nucleotides long. RefSeq names its product gremlin-1-like. Gene Ontology annotation, molecular function: receptor ligand activity; BMP binding. The record is from RefSeq and is a predicted model, not a curated record. Gene Ontology annotation, biological process: animal organ morphogenesis. NCBI's taxonomy places the organism in Eukaryota, Metazoa, Arthropoda, Insecta, Lepidoptera, Nymphalidae.